AUGAUGAUCCUCCUCGUUUGCCUCAUACUAUCGACAUUGAAUGGAGUUCGAAUGUUGUCAUGCUAUCACUGCAUUUCCCAGGUUCCAUUGGAUGGCAUUGAAGACGACGCUCGUCUCGCGCUUAAGAGACUUAUUUUCGAAAGGUACAAUGUGCCUCCGUCACAUGAGUUCUGCGAUGACGCAAACACAUACGAUUUCUAUACGGCUGAAACACAGGAUUGUGAUGAUACGGACCAGUGCAUAAAGAUAUCAUUCUUUCAAAAAGAUUUGGCUGCGUUUGCUUUUAAUACAUUGACAUCAAUUUCUGAUAUAAACAUAUCGGUGAUGUUGGCUCAUCUUGCCGAAUCAACAUCUGGAAAUGUUAUUCAUAGGAAAAUGACUGAUCGCGUGGAAACCCUGUUCGUUUUUGAGGAGUUCUUUACCUAA
This is a messenger RNA of Necator americanus (New World hookworm), 426 nucleotides long. RefSeq lists its product as uncharacterized. The record is from RefSeq and is a predicted model, not a curated record. NCBI's taxonomy places the organism in Eukaryota, Metazoa, Nematoda, Chromadorea, Rhabditida, Ancylostomatidae. The coding region runs from base 1 to 426 and encodes 141 amino acids. The transcript is spliced from 3 exons.